AUGUUUAAGUAUGUUUUCUAUGGAAUUAGUGGGUUACUAAGUGGUUGGCUUUUAAGAGAUAUAAUUUUUUUUUCAAUUAAGAAUAUAAACUCAACAAAUGGUAUCUUAUUAAAUAAAUUUAUUUGUAAGAAAGAUGAUUUUUUUGAAAAUAUAUUUGAAGAAUUAAGAUAUCGCUUUGAUCCACUAGAAUUAAAAAAAGGAUUUAAUAACUACAAUAUAUAUAUAAAAGAAAAUGACUAUUUUUUAGAGACAUUAUAUAUAGAAAACUGGAAUAAUAUAAAAAAUAUGAAUGAGUAUGUCUACAGUGAAGAAAAUAAAAAAAAUUUGCAUUAUUUGAAAAAUUUAAAUAUUUUUUUUUCUCCAUCCUUAUUUGUUUUAUUAAAACAUUAUAAUGGAAAUGAUAUCCCAAAUUAUUUAAAAAAAUAUAUGGAAUAA
Plasmodium relictum is the source of this 435-nucleotide messenger RNA. RefSeq names its product conserved Plasmodium protein, unknown function. The coding region runs from base 1 to 435 and encodes 144 amino acids. NCBI's taxonomy places the organism in Eukaryota, Apicomplexa, Aconoidasida, Haemosporida, Plasmodiidae. The transcript has a single exon. The record is from RefSeq and is a predicted model, not a curated record.